Messenger RNA from Asparagus officinalis (garden asparagus), 1670 nucleotides. RefSeq names its product pre-mRNA-splicing factor CWC25 homolog. Gene Ontology annotation, biological process: mRNA splicing, via spliceosome. The coding region runs from base 138 to 1670 and encodes 510 amino acids. The record is from RefSeq and is a predicted model, not a curated record. Gene Ontology annotation, cellular component: U2-type spliceosomal complex. The transcript has 4 exons. NCBI's taxonomy places the organism in Eukaryota, Viridiplantae, Streptophyta, Magnoliopsida, Asparagales, Asparagaceae.
UCUAUUUCCGGUCCGCGUCGGCCUCUCCCCCAAAAUAAAAUCUCUGACGCUCUCUCUCCUUCUUCCCCCUCAAAAAGUAACAUUAAAAUUUAAAAAAAAAAACCCUAAAAUCUCAGUCUCAAAUCUAGAGAAAAUCAAUGGCGCUGAAGUUUCUGAACAAGAAAGGAUGGCACACGGGGAGCCUCCGCAACAUCGAGAACGUGUGGAAAGCGGAGCAGAAGCACAACGCCGAGCAAGCGAAGCUCGAGGAGCUCCGAAAGCAGAUCCAGGAGGAGCGGGAGAAAUCAGAGUUCAGGCAGCUCCAAGAACAGGCCGGCCUCGUCCCGAGGCAGGAGAGGCUUGAUUUUCUGUACGAGUCUGGGCUGGCUGUGGGGAAGGGAUCUGAGGGGUUUAAAGCUCUCGAGGCCCCGGCUGCGGCAGCGACGACGUUGGCACCGGCCGAGGCCAGUUCUUCCAAGGCAGCAGCUCCAGGUGCUUUAUUUGAAGACAAGCCUCAGUCAGCAAAUGAUGCAUGGAGGAAACUCCACUCUGACCCCUUGCUGCUUAUCCGACAGCGUGAGCAGGAAGCGCUUGCUCGGAUUAAAAAUAAUCCUGUCCAGAUGGCAUUGAUUCGGAAAUCCGUAGAAGCUGAGAAGAAAGAUGGAAAGGGGAAGCGGGAGAAGAAGAAGCACAAGAGGAAGCAUCAUCAUAAGUCGAAAACCAAGAGGGGUUCAGACUCAGAGGACCCAAGUGAAAACGAGGAAGAUAGAAGGAAAAGAAGUCGUCCAGCAUAUGAUCCACUGAAGCAUAGCAAACAGAAGCUUUCAUCUAAAGACAGCAGCGAAGAUGAGGAAGAUAGAAGAAAGAAGCACGGCAAACAGAAGCAUUCAUCUAAAGACAGUAGUGAAGACGAGGAAGAUAGAAGAAAGGGCGAUCGUUUAGCAUCUGAUCGCCACAAAGACGGCAGCUCAGAACAUGAGAAAAGAUCAUCCAGAAUCCGGUCUGAUUCAAGGUAUUCCAGUGAGAGUGAAGAAGACCGGAGAAAGAGUCAUAGAGAGAGCAACUUGAAGCAUGAAAAGCGUACAUCCAAAGUCCGUUCUGAUUCGAAAUAUUCCAGUGAGAGUGAACAAGACAAGAGAAAGAGUUACAGGGACAGCAACUUGAAUCAUGAAAAGCGCUCAUCCAGAGUCCGCUCUGAUUCAAGAUAUCCAAAUGAGAGCGACCAUCAUCGUGAAUACGGACAAAAUAGACGUUCAUCUCGACAUCAUGAGAGAGAUGAAGAGAGAAGAAGGCAUAUCCCUUCAACAUCUGAGCAUCAUCGUUCCAAUUCUGAGAACGGUGCAGAAAACAAGAACAACGUAACUCACACACAGAAUCAACAGCAGCCAGGCUACAAUCGUCGAAAGGGAGUUCCAAAGAUGACAGAAGAGGAGAGAGAAGCAAAGUUGAGAGAGAUGCAGCUUGAUGCUGAGCUGCAUGAGGAGCAGAGGUGGAAGAGGAUAAAGAAGGCAGCGGAUGCUGAUGCCAAAGAAGCAAUGCAGGCUCGCACCUCUGGUGGUAAGAAUUUCUUGGAUGAUGCUCAGAAGAGCAUUUACGGAACAGAGAAGGGAGGGAGUUCUACGAUUGAGGAGAGUGUCCGUCGUCGUGCCAUGAGAGCAAUGCAUUCAGGCGUUGAAUUUCAAUGUUAUUAA